Molecule: messenger RNA, 1051 nt
Organism: Daldinia caldariorum
Lineage: Eukaryota; Fungi; Ascomycota; Sordariomycetes; Xylariales; Hypoxylaceae
Exons: 1
Coding region: 223-891 (222 amino acids)
Source: RefSeq, a predicted model, not a curated record
CCCGCGUCCUGCCAAUAGGGACGCUUUUAACGACCGCCGCUGCACAUGAGACCCAGCGGAAAUAGCGCCAUCCUAUUCGUCCCUCGGCAUCGUAAGAACCAUUGCUGAGUUCGUCGCGGAGGAACACCUUAUACAUUAGGUACCUAGAUAUCUCAAGCUUUAUUAUACACACAUGGUGCCGAGAACAACGAAAAAAUCAGAGUUGCUCAACCCACUGCCGCCAUGGAAGACCGCCGCAGUAGUGAUACUGACUCGGGCAGCACUCUAUCCUUCUACAGCAUCCCCACGCAGAGUCCGCAGCCUACGGCUCGGCCGCUGAUAUGGAUGCGGCGCAGAGAUACGGAUUUUGGGAGCGAUUGCUUCUCUAAGCGAGAAUCCGUCGUUAUCCGUGACAGCAUUGCGUACCCCUCCGAAUCCAGCUUCGAAGACACGAUCAUCAAGGGCACGGCGGAGACGGUGCAGCGGAACCCUAGUAAGCCGCGGCUAAUCGACCUAGACUACAUACGGCGAAAGAUGCGCAGCGCAACGGGGCGGCGCGGGUCGCAAUGGAGUGACACUACAGACACAUCCGUAUCAUCGUUUAGCGGGUGGUUUUCAGAGAUACGUCCGCCGGAGCCGAUUUUGCUCAGUCCGAUAACGAGUCAGCGGGCCGUGACGGAGAUGUACCACGAGAGCCAGAGUGAUAUCGAGAUCCAUUCUAGAGCUCGAGCCUCUUCCCUGCAGGGACCGGAAACACCGCUCCCACCCCAAAGUGGAGAACAAGGCGAGCAAACCGGCGAGACGGUUAGAAACUCUUCCCAUGAGAGCGAGUUAUCGGCCUACUCCGCAACACAAAAUCUUCGCCAGCAAAAGCGUAGCUGCAUGCGCUCGCUCUUGUGCGCGUUGUAUUGAUUUAGGACAUGGGAGGGGGUCGACAAAGAUUGGUAACGUCGAGAACUGGUAAUGCUCUGGAGUAUAAAAUAGGCAUCUGGGGCACAUCGAAGUUAAUGGGAAGAGCGGGCGUUUAUUGGAUACUUGGUUUUUGAAAAGGUUAUUGGGAAGGCUGUGAAUG